This is a messenger RNA of Chlamydomonas reinhardtii, 5426 nucleotides long. RefSeq lists its product as uncharacterized. Gene Ontology annotation, cellular component: cytoplasm; TORC1 complex. Gene Ontology annotation, molecular function: protein-macromolecule adaptor activity; protein binding. Bases 169 to 4062 code for a protein of 1297 amino acids. The transcript has 24 exons. The record is from RefSeq and is a predicted model, not a curated record. Lineage: Eukaryota; Viridiplantae; Chlorophyta; Chlorophyceae; Chlamydomonadales; Chlamydomonadaceae. Gene Ontology annotation, biological process: regulation of autophagy; cellular response to starvation; cellular response to amino acid stimulus.
AGUAUGGCAAGUGUAUCACAAGGAAAACUUGCAGAACACCUUAGUUGAGCUUGCAAGAAGCCUGGCGUGUCGCUGGACGUCGUUUCUGUUGUCCUCGACCUGUUUUGUGCUCCAGUGGCGGGCAUGAUGCCUGCAAUUAGGUGACACGUCUAGUGGUCGUCAGCAAAAAUGGAGAAUGAAGACGGACCUGAACCAAAUGCCGCUGAGGGCGUUGGAGCUGGGCUCGCAGACGAAAUUAGCAGGCGCUUGACCACCAGCGACCCGGUCCCACCUCUGACCCAGGCGAAUGAGGGAGACCCUUCAAAGCCGCCCCCACGCAUUCUGUGCGAGGAGCGGCACGACUGCACGGCCGACGAUGGCGACUCUCGCGGGCCCGAUCCCGGGCUGGUCUCCAAGUGGCGGCAGAAGGACAAAGUCAAGACGACCAGCGUUGCGCUCGUGCUGUGCCUCAAUAUCGGCGUUGACCCGCCUGACGUUAUCAAGAUAUCGCCGUGCGCGCGGCUGGAGUGCUGGGUUGACCCGAUGUCCGCCCAGCCGGCGAAAGCGCUGGAGCACAUAGGCAAGAACCUGCAGGCCCAGUACGAGCGCUGGCAGCCCAAGGCCAAGUACAAGAUGCACCUGGACCCCACCGUGGACGACGUCAAGAAGCUGUGCGCCAGCGCGCGCCGCUACGCCAAGAACGACCGGGUGUUGUUCCACUACAACGGCCACGGCGUGCCGCGGCCAACCGCCAACGGCGAGAUCUGGGUGUUCAACUCCCGGUACACGCAGUACAUCCCCCUGUCCGUGUACGAGCUGCAGUCGUGGGUUGAGACGCCCUGCAUCUACGUGCUGGACUGCUCGGCAGCGGGCCUCAUCCUCAACGCACUGAGGCAGCUCGUGGACCAGCGCGCGGGCGGGCCGGGGGGGCACGACGCCUCGCGAGGCCUGGAGAUCAUUGUGCUGGGCGCCUGUGGCGCGGGCGAGACGCUGCCGCAGAACCCCGACCUGCCCGCGGACGUGUUCACGGCCUGCCUCACCACCCCCAUAAAGGUGGCGCUGCGCUGGUUCUGCAGCCGCAGCCUGAUGCGCCACGACGGCCUGACCAAGGACCUGAUCGACCGCAUCCCCGGCAAGCAGACCGACCGCAAGUCGCCGCUGGGCGAGCUCAACUGGGUGUUCACGGCCAUCACCGACACCAUCGCCUGGAACGUGCUGCCGCGGCCCAUGUUCCAGAAGCUUUUCCGCUCGGACCUGCUAACCGCCAGCCUGUUCCGCAACUUCCUGCUGGCUGAGCGCAUCAUGUCCGCCGCCGGCUGCACGCCCGUCAGCUACCCGCGACUGCCGCCCACACACCAGCACCCCAUGUGGCAGGCCUGGGACCUGGCUGCUGAGAUGUGCCUGGUGCAGCUGCCCACCCUGUCCAGCGACCAGCAGGCCGAGUUCAAGCCCAGCCCCUUCUUCUCGGAGCAGCUGACGGCGUUUGAGCUGUGGCUGGCGCACGGCAGCCGAGACAAGAAGCCGCCGGAGCAGCUGCCCAUCGUGCUGCAGGUCCUCCUGAGCCAGGUCCACCGGCUGCGCGCGCUGGUGCUGCUGGGUCGCUUCCUGGACAUGGGGCCAUGGGCGGUGGAGCUGGCGCUGAGCGUGGGCAUAUUCCCAUACGUGCUCAAGCUGCUGCAGACCACCUCCUCCGACCUGCGCUCCACGCUGGUGUUCAUCUGGGCCAAGGUGCUGGCGCUAGACCGCAGCUGCCAGGUUGACCUGGUCAAGGACGCGGGCCACCUCUACUUCAUCCGCUACCUGGACUCUGUGGACGGCCACAUCGACCUCUACAGCCGCGCCCAGGCCGCAUUCGUGCUGGCGGUCAUUUGCGACGGACACCCCAAGGGCCAGGCCCUGUGUGCUGGCAGCCAGCUGCUUGCGGUGCUGCUGCGCUGGCUGCGCAGUCUGGCGCCUGUGAGCCUCACCUACGGCCCCCCGGGGCACCCGCUGCUGCUGAGGUGGCUGUGCCUGUGCAUCGGCAAGCUGUGCGAGGACAUACCCGAGUUCUCGCUUCAUGCCAUCCGCGAGGGUGCCGCCGACAUCCUGGUCCAGCUGCUCACCAGCCCCCUGCCCGAGAUCCGGGCAGCCGCCAUCUUCGGCCUCGCAUGCCUCAUCCACUCCUGCCCCGCCGCCGGAGACAGGCCACUGCACCUGCACGCCGGCGGCGGCGGCGGCGGCGGCGGCGCGGGGGCGGGCGGCGGCGGCGAGGGCGGGGAGGGCGGCGAGCACGGCGGUCCGGUGCUGAGCUUGACGCCCAGUGAGGACCGACUGCCGGCGGAGCGGCUGAUCGCGGGGGCGGUGACGCAGGUUGUGUACGACCCCGCUGUGCUGGUGCGCGGCGAGUUGGCGGUGCUGUUUGCGCGCUUCGUGCGGGGUCACGGCGGCCACGUGCGCGAGGCCAUGGCGCAGCAGCAGCGCAAGCUGGAGGAGGCGGUGGCGGCGGCGCGGGCGGCGGCCGGCGACGACGGCGGCGGCGGCGUGCGGCCUAGGUCCAGUCCCGGGAACGCGGGGGCAGACGCCGCCGGCUGGCAACCCGGCGGCGGCGGUGGCGGCGGCGGCACGCCCACCGACCCGGCGGCGGCGCAGCAGCAAGUGCUGUACGGCAAAAUCGCCGAGGCCAUCACAAUGCUGGCUUUGGAUCCAGCGCCCAAGGUGGCGCGGCUGGGGCGGGAUGUACUGCGGAUCGCGCAGUACGAGCUGUCGUUUGCGGCGGCGGGCGGCGGCGGCGGCGCGGGCGGCGGCGGCGCGUACGGCGCCAACGGCAGCUUGUCGCCGCGACGCGGCGAGAGCGGCGUGGGCGCCUUCGCCGCCAAGCUCAAGCCGCGCUCCUGGCGCUCGGGCUUCACCAUCGGCGGCCUGCCCAACCUGUCCCGCAUCUCCGCCGACCCCCACGACCCCGGGGCCGCCUCCGCCUCCUCCUCCUACAACCCAUCCACCUCCGUACCCGGCGGCGGCGGCGGCGCCGGCGGCCCCAGCUCCGGACCGUCAGGCAGCAUGAUGCGGCGCGUGCCGGCAACCGCCGCCGCCGCCGCGGCGGCGGCGGCGGUUGGCGCCGCCGCCGCCAGCGGCGCCACUUCGACGUCCGCUUCGCCGCCGUCGCCGGGACGCGACGUACCAAUGGCGUACAGCAGGCAUCCGUACACGCUUCGUACGGUGGCGGACGGCGGCGCCGCCGGCGCCGCCGGCGGCGGCAGUGUGGGCGGCAUGUCGGACUACGAGGGCGGUUCACACCACCACUCGCACCACCACCCGCACCACCAUGGCUACGCGGACACUCGCGCGCACGGGGGGUCGGGGCUGGCGGGGGCCAUGCUCAGCAGCGCGCAGGACGCGGCCCCGCCGCCCAUCCCCCGCUCCCUCAUCUACGGCCUCAGCUGUGAGUACUUCUCCCGCCCCAUGCUGGAGCCGCAGUGUGCCGCCUGGCGGGAGAGCGACGGGGCCAAGGCCAGCCCCUGGACGGCGCCCGUGGACCCGGAGAGGAAGGCCCGGCGCAAGGCCAUGAUGGAGGCUGCCGCCGGCCUCAGUCGCGCCAUGCGCACACCCAAACUGCGCGAGCAGCUGCACUCCAUCGAGUCCGGCCCCGAGCCCGUGAGUGCGCUGGACUUCCACCCCUACCACCAGGUGCGUGUGAGCCCGGCGCCGGAGGCGGGCGGGGCGGGCGGGGCGGGAGGUUUGGGGUCGGGCGGGGCUGUGACGACCAAGGUGCUGCAGGCGCACACCAAGGGCGGCGUGUGUGCGCUGGCGGGACACACCAUGGCGCCGCUGCUUGCUACUGGGACCAGCAGCCAGGUGGUUAAGAUCUGGACGGACUCGGGCGACGUGGUGGGCACGCUGCGCCCAGGCAACUCCUCCACGCUGCUCGCACCCCACCGCGUGGGUGCCGUCACCGCCAUGGCAUUCCACGCCUACGCGCCUGUGCUCGCAGCCGCCGGCGCAGACCACUGCACCGUAUACGAGCUGCACGACCCCCAGGCCGCCAGCGCGGCGGCGGCGGCGGCGGCGGCGGCGCGGGCGGAGCGCGCCAGCAGCCUGCUGCCGUAGAGCGUGGUGUGCGGUGUGGCGUGGUGUGGGGUGGGGCGUGGGUGUGGUGUGGUGUGGUGUGGUGUGGUGUGGUGUGGUGUGGUGUGGUGUGGUGUGGUGUGGUGUGGUGUGGUGUGGUGUGGUGUGGGUGUGGGUGUGGGGCGUGGGUGGCGGCUGCACUUGGGCGGUGGCUGCCCCGGGCGGGCUGCCGUAGGUGGCGGAUAGGGUUUUGGCGCAGGUGUGCGGUGCGGUGAGGAAGGGCGCAGGUACAAGAAUGAAAGAAGGGGUGGCGGAUGAGUAUGGAGGAGGCAGGCGCGCUCGCCGCCAGGGGUGUGGGGGCGCGCGCGUGCGAGGCUGGUCAACGAGGGUUCUAAAGGAGGGCCGGCGGUUGUGGGCAGUAGAGGGGUGUGGGAAGUAGCGGCGGCCGGCAGCAGCAGCAGCAGCAACAACAAGGCGAGGAGGAGGAGCUGGAAGACGGUGCGGGAUGACGAGUCGCGCGCGGCACAGUGCGUGAGGAGGUAGCAGUAGAAUCUGCGGGCAUCGCAGCAGUUGCGACGGCUUGCAAGGUUUAUAAGGUGUGGAACUCCAUGCGUCGUGUGUGGGUGUGGGUGUGUGGUGGUGGUGGUGGGGGGGGGGGGGUUAUGUGCCCGACUCCAACAAAUUAGCGGGGGGUAUGUUAUGCAGACCACACGUUGCAACAAGUGUUGGGGCCUUGUGGUGUGUGUGUGGAGGGGUUGGCCUCACAUUGAUAGAGCAGGGCAGCGUGCGGCGCGGAACAGCAGUGGGGUUGGGGACGUGUGUGUGUGUGUGUGUGUGUAUGUGUGCGUGUGUGUAUGUAGGAGUGUGUAGGAAUGCGAAGAGCCGGACUGCCGCAGGCGUACGGCAUGCCGGGUUGUCAGUUGUGUGGCAUCUCUUCGGUUCGAAGUGUCACGAAGGCAGUAGGAGGUUUGCGGGACCGUGGCGGCGGGCGGGCAGCGUGUCCCCUGGGGCGGGGUCCCGGGGUGAGGGGGGUCGUAAAUACCAGCCCAAAGGGGGGGACGGGCGACGUGUAUUGGACACGGACACGGACCAGACACACGGCACACGCGACGGACGGCACGCACAGCAGCUACCGCAUUAUUGUAGGUGGUGCAUGGAACGAUCGGUCCUGAAAAGCGGGGCGGGUUGGCGGACCUGUGAGUUGAUGCGAGGAAGCCGUGGAAAGCCGGGUGGAACCAGCCCAGCGCGAGAUUCUUGCAAUUCCCUGUUCUCGAGUUAGCAAGCUGCGAGCACCAAGGGGUCAUUUGCGGUAAAUGCGCGACGUGUUUGUCCGGCACAGGGAUGCGGGGACUAUCCCGCUGGUAGGCAUGCGCGUCGAGCUACAUGCGUGAAGGCCUUAUGAGCGC